Molecule: messenger RNA, 1737 nt
Organism: Microcebus murinus (gray mouse lemur)
Lineage: Eukaryota; Metazoa; Chordata; Mammalia; Primates; Cheirogaleidae
Gene: SUMF2
Product: sulfatase modifying factor 2
Cellular component (GO): endoplasmic reticulum
Source: RefSeq, a predicted model, not a curated record
CAGAGCUGCGCGGGUUGCGUGCCGCGCUUGUCCUGCUCCCGGCAUGGGUCUCCGGCUGCUGCUGCCGUCUCUGCUGUCGCUGCUGCUCGCCACUCGGCUCAAGCUAGGUAAUGGACAGGCUGCUAGCAUGGUCCAGCUGCCAGGUGGGAAAUUCCUGAUGGGAACAAAUUCUCCAGAUGGCAGAGAUGGUGAAGGGCCUGUCCGGGAGGUGACAGUAAAACCCUUUGCAAUUGACGUAUUUCCUGUCACCAACAAAGAUUUCAGGGAGUUUGUCAGGGAGAAAAAGUACCGGACAGAGGCUGAGAUGUUUGGGUGGAGCUUUGUCUUUGAGGACUUGGUCUCCAAUGAGCUAAGAAACAAAGCAACCCAGCAAAUGAAGUCUGUUCUCUGGUGGCUUCCAGUGGAAAAGGCAUUUUGGAGGCAGCCUGCAGGUCCUGGCUCUGGCAUCCGAGAGAGACUGGAGCUCCCGGUGGUACACGUGAGCUGGAAUGAUGCUCGUGCCUACUGUGCUUGGCGGGGGAAACGGCUGCCCACUGAGGAAGAGUGGGAGUUUGCUGCCCGAGGGGGCUUGAAGGGUCAGGUUUACCCAUGGGGGAACCGGUUCCAGCCAAACCGCACCAACCUGUGGCAGGGAAAGUUCCCCAAGGGUGACAAAGCUGAGGACGGCUUCCACGGAGUCUCCCCGGUGAAUGCUUUCCCCCCACAGAAUAACUAUGGCCUCUAUGACCUCCUGGGCAACGUGUGGGAGUGGACAGCAUCGCCAUACCAGGCUGCUGACCAGGACAUGCGCGUCCUCCGGGGGGCAUCCUGGAUCGACACGGCUGAUGGCUCUGCCAAUCACCGGGCCCGGGUCACCACCAGGAUGGGCAAUACUCCAGAUUCAGCCUCAGACAACCUUGGCUUCCGCUGUGCUUCCAGCACAGGCCGACCACCUGAGGAGCUGUGAGCCGCCAUGCACAAAUGAGUAGAAGUCCUCCGUGGUACCAGCGUCAUUCCCUGGCCAGACCCCAAACACUGCCAGACUCCAGGCUCUUCAACUUCAGCCUCAGGAAAGAACUCUUUCCCCUUCCCUGCCCCUCUGUGGCAGGCGCCUCUCCUGCCAGGGACUGAGAGGAUUCUAACCCUCACAGAAGGGCUGCCACUGUCUCUUGGAGAAGCGGCCCAACUUAUCACCUGUGGCUGGGAGCUGGGUGUUUCUCUCAGAGGUCAAGCAUUAACCAUCGAGGAGCCAAAUAUGCAAACAGUUGGAACAGAGUGCUCUGAAAGGCAGUUAGUCAAAAAUCUUACAAUCUAUUCCCUUUCCCUUUUUCCCUAACUCAGGAGUCUAAAAUUGUUUCCUCAAGGCAGAAUUUCCUCGGCUCUCUCUGUUUCCCCAACAAAUUACUGUAGAAGGAAGAUGGUUUCUUCAUUUGCCUCAUCUGUAGUAUUCCCUUCUGAAGGAACCUAAUUUCCACUCUGUGUAAAAGCAGUCACAUGGGCUCUUUAAAGCACGAUGUCAGUCUUAAAGGGUCUGGGAGAACCGAAUGAUUUACCAGGUGAAGCUGUGCAUUGUGGGAGUCACAAAGUAAAUAACACUCCAGAAAGACAAAUAUCAUCAGAAGCUUCCCCUUGUAUUGCUAGUUACAUAAGGGCUGUAAGUAUGUAUAUGCCUCUAAAAGCAUGUCCCUGGAGAGUAAUCUGCUCACGUGGCAUCACUGGAUGUUGUCCGGUUAGUAAAGUCUCUGAUUGUAUAUCUCA